Molecule: messenger RNA, 1095 nt
Organism: Aspergillus chevalieri
Lineage: Eukaryota; Fungi; Ascomycota; Eurotiomycetes; Eurotiales; Aspergillaceae
Product: putative cAMP receptor-like protein
Exons: 4
Coding region: 1-1095 (364 amino acids)
Biological process (GO): cell surface receptor signaling pathway; adenylate cyclase-activating G protein-coupled receptor signaling pathway
Cellular component (GO): plasma membrane
Molecular function (GO): G protein-coupled receptor activity
Source: RefSeq, a predicted model, not a curated record
AUGGUCUCCCAGUCGGGCAUCCAGGCGGGGACUAAUAGCUGUUUGUGUCGGUUCCAGGCGUUUAUGAUCCAGUGGUUCAUGCCCGCUGAUGCCUUAUGGGCCUUUACCAUGGCAUGCAAUGUCUACCUGACCUUCUUUCGCAAAUACAACUCGGAACAGCUACGACGGCUCGAGUGGAAAUUUGUGGUAUGCUGCUAUGGUCUGCCGUUCAUCCCGGCUUUUACCUACUUUUUUAUAGAGACCAAGGACCGCGGCAAGGUGUAUGGAUCCGCUGUCCUCUGGUGCUGGGUUGCGCCAAAGUGGGAUUUCCUACGCAUCGCGAUGUUCUACGGACCGGUCUGGCUGAUCAUCAUCCUAACCCUUGUCAUCUAUGUGCGCGCCGGAAAGGUCAUCUACCAGAAGCGACGGCAACUACGCGAGUUUGACAGCUCAAUCGACUCCAAUUUUGAAAUCGGAAACCCAUUCGAACCCUCUUCAUUUACCAAAGUGACCGAGAUUAAGGUGACGACUGAAUCGGCAAUUGCGGCGACCCGCAUCCCUAAUCUUGCCCGUGACAGCAUCGGUAGUCGAUUACAGAGACCGUUCAAGACUGUUCCGUACAGUCCGUAUUCGGUCAGCAUCGAGGCCGGAGGAGCGUUUGAGAAGCUGAGCGGACCCACCACUACGUUGAAGUCAAUCAAAAAUGAACUAUUGGACUCAGCACCUCAGCGCCAUGCGAUGGUGGCCGAGGCUAACUUGGCUGCUUGGGCGUAUACAAAGUAUGCGCUGCUCUUUUUCAUUGCCUUGUUGGUUACGUGGGCACCAUCGACUGCUAACCGAGUGUACGCAUGGGCUCGUCCGGACUCUUUUGAUUUCGGCUUGAACUACGUUUCCAGUUUUGUCCUUCCGCUGCAGGGAUUCUGGAAUAGCCUCAUAUACAUGUCCAUUUCGUGGCCAGUAUUCAAAGCAGCAAUCCGUGACCUUCGAGCAUAUUACACAGUAGCAUCGAUGGGUUGGAUCAAGAUCAGGCUGUUUCCUAGCAGAGUGAUAAGCAAUAGGCUUAGGGGAUCUCACGGUGCAUUUCGGAGUGACAGCACGCACGAUUUGACAGUUUAG